Molecule: messenger RNA, 327 nt
Organism: Perkinsus marinus ATCC 50983
Lineage: Eukaryota; Perkinsozoa; Perkinsida; Perkinsidae
Exons: 3
Molecular function (GO): Hsp70 protein binding; Hsp90 protein binding
Source: RefSeq, a predicted model, not a curated record
AUACAACCGUUGAAACGCGCUUUGGAAAGUCGAGAUCCCAACACUCUACGCAAGGCUUUGCAAACUCUACAAGUGAUGGCUAGAAGUGGGGCGAUGCUGGGCGAGGCCUUGGUGCCGUAUUAUAGGCAAAUAUUGCCGGUCUUGAACAUGUUUAGGAGUCAGAAGAGCAUGAGUAUGAGUAGAGACGAUAUGGACUACAGACUAGGAAGAAAUAUCGGGGCUUUGAUAGACGAGACUUUGGGAGUGCUGGAAAAACAUGGAGGAGAGGACGUGAGUCAUCAUAGAGAAUUUGGGGGGGAUUCCGAUAAGAAAUUAAUGAAGAAAUAA